Molecule: messenger RNA, 1533 nt
Organism: Suillus paluster
Lineage: Eukaryota; Fungi; Basidiomycota; Agaricomycetes; Boletales; Suillaceae
Exons: 2
Coding region: 1-1533 (510 amino acids)
Source: RefSeq, a predicted model, not a curated record
AUGCCCUCUGUCGUUAGCUUUGAUGGCUUUCGUCUGCGCUGGAGGUCAAAGUCUUUCGCCAAACCACUUCCCCCUAGCGAGAACGACAGUGAUCGUUCGUCUUCACCUCAACAAGUAGAGAAUCGUAUCAGUUUCCACAUCACCACUCCCAAGAGUACACGCCAAUCCGCAGACCGACCCCGGAAUGUUCAACACAAUGAGAAGACCCUCCCCGGAUUACCUACCGGCACCAGCAGCAAACAGUUUCAUGACGAAGUCGUGAAUGAAAAGUCCAGCACUCAUUAUCUCGAGCAACCAAUGGAAGUAACACCCGACCAAGUUGUCGGUCUCCUAACAUCAACUACAAAUAUACAUAAAUCAUUACUACCUCCACCACCUGACAGAAAAACAUCCUUGAUUCGUCGUGUAACUUCGAAGCUACACAUCAUCGUCCCUGCAACUGCUUCGCCUUCACAGCCCAAGUCAUCCGUGCGGCCAGCACAUGCCGCGGUUAAUGUGAAGCACUCCCCACGACCUCCUCGAUCACCCCGCAUUGCUCUUCCCCGUUCUCCCACCCUUCCCAACUCUUUUGUCUCUCGCGAGCACCGUGAGGCGGCGCUGCGUGAGCGUGGCUUACUUCCGCCUAGGAAAGAUCUCAGCGAACAGGAGCGUGAGGCUGAUAAGCGCCUGGGUCUAACUCCUCUCCCUGACCAACACGAGAAUGGCUCCAGUGCGGCAUCGAAAAUUAAGGAAGAAUGGUUGUCCAUAAAUCGUUCCUCUGAAUCACGUGCCUCGGAUUCUGGGUCUGCAUUUCACCCAAGACAGAUACCGAACUUCAGUGCGCUGGCAUCAGGGGUAGCGCUCAUAUCCCAUUCGGCAUCUCCAUCGCUGCCUCGGACCUCAACAUGUGAUUCAGAUUGUUCUCGCGCGGACCUUAAUGCCGAGAUACCAUUCCUGGCAAGAUCCUCAAUAUCCAGUAGCGUCCCUCCUCUAUCCCAAUCCUCACACCUAGAAGCACUGCAGGAGGAGCCUGCAGAGCAUGUGCCUCCAACGUCACCGCCACCGCAUCAUGUCCAGCCGCCGAUAAUCAUAUCUACCCCCGUUGAGGACUCUUUCCCCCCGGGCUUCGAUGUCCUUGUUGAGAGCCCAAUCUCUUGUACCUUCUCUACCCAUCUCGCGCCUCCAGGGUCAUCCUCACAGCCGCAUACACCCCUACCGGUCUCACCAGACAAGGAAAACUCAUCUUCUCCAUUCUCGGCGCACCAAUCCCGGCGGCGUACGACAGAUUCGAACGAUCGCAGACGUUCUUCAUCAGUCGGAACCUCUCUGUCCAGAUUCGGCACUAACUCGCUCACCAAUCUUCGACGCUCGGUGAUUGGGAGCAUAAGAUAUUCAGGGUCAAGUGCGAAUCUGUCCACUGCUUCCAGUCAACUUUCCUCUCCCCGUGUGGCUGUCAGUCCGACGAUGCACAACCGCGGAAGCAUACUGGUUGAGGCUAGGGGUAUCCAAGAUGCAGAGAGUCGCCGACUGAGUGAGUUGGCAUUCUUGGAUUGA